AUGUUCACCUCCUUCGAAUACAAGUGUGUUAACCAACCUGACAGUCAUACAUUCAUUUCGCUGUAUUUCUCAUCUUUCAAUCAUCACCUGCUUUUUCUCAUCGGUCCUGACCGAGGUAGCGAGAUUGGUGCCAAGUGCAGUCGACGGCAGACGAGCAACGAGGGCGUGGCCAUCGAGCAGGCGCUCAAUGUUGCUUUCGUCGAUGCCUCUGAACUCCUUCUUCACCUUUCUCAUCGUCCACCACCACCGCCAUCGCCGACGAUGACGACACGAUUGAUGUGUAGUCCGCAAUUUUAUGUCCGUACCGCCGUAUAUCCAUAUAUCUCUUUCUUUUGA
Messenger RNA from Angiostrongylus costaricensis, 336 nucleotides. NCBI's taxonomy places the organism in Eukaryota, Metazoa, Nematoda, Chromadorea, Rhabditida, Metastrongylidae. The record is from the annotation of a GenBank genome assembly.